Molecule: messenger RNA, 975 nt
Organism: Dibothriocephalus latus
Lineage: Eukaryota; Metazoa; Platyhelminthes; Cestoda; Diphyllobothriidea; Diphyllobothriidae
Source: the annotation of a GenBank genome assembly
AUGACAGAGAAAGAUCCACGGAAGUUAUUCAUCCUCAACGCCUUAGUGAACUAUUUUGAUACACAUGAAGCAAACCUCGAUAAGCUUUUCAACCAUCCCAGCGUCAAUGCAUUUUUAGACAAUGGCAACGCCAGAUUACUGCUGGCGUCAGCCACAGACAAUGGUGAAAUCCUCCUUUGCAACGAGGUUGAAGGCCUGAAACUGGCCACAAAGACAUUUGUAUUCCUGAAGAUAGCGCCGCUUCCCAUCACGGAUGAAAAUUUUUCUAAACUCAUUAUGAUAGCCUCAUUGCAGGGUGGUGCCGCGCAAUCGUUCUAUAACAGCCUCGACCGUCUUUAUGGUCCGCUAAUGAUGAAGAAUGAAAGUAAAAUGAUGCAUCAGUUUCCCCGUCUUAAACUUGCACUGAGCGAUCUUGUCUCAGGUCUAGCCGCGUGCACUAAAUCUCCUCAAGACAAGGAUGAUCAAACACCAAACGUUAUCUUUGAUCUGGCGUCCGAGGCCGACUACUGGUUGCAAAAAUCGCGAUCGAGUACACAGGGUAUGAAUGCAGAACGACUGCGUUCUGAAGCUAUCUAUAACGCGCUCAAACCUGCUGUGGAUGCUACUCAACGAUUGGAAUUGCAAGCUAUAUGCACUAGGCAGCCCGCGGAAUGGACUACUGACAAAGAAAGCCAAGCGCAAGCUGAGCAUCGGAUGGCCGCCAUUGCGGAAGAAUUCCUCUGUUCACUGUCCGAAGCACUGGAGACUUCUAUUAUUGACUGUCUCGAUGGCGUCUGGCGCCUCAGAGAUGUUGCACCACCAUAUCCUGAAUCAAGAAUGCGGUCCCUCUUGGAAGCUGUUGGCGGGUGGCUUUCUCGUGUCCUGAUUUCCUAUCUAAAUCCGCUAAGCAGUGAGCAAACACAAACAGUUGUAUCCCCAUUGUGGGAUCGCCCAUUUAAACAGGUCAGCUUUACUGUUACUUGGACCGUUUUAUGA